Vanessa atalanta (red admiral) is the source of this 1130-nucleotide messenger RNA. RefSeq names its product methyltransferase-like 26. The transcript is spliced from 2 exons. NCBI's taxonomy places the organism in Eukaryota, Metazoa, Arthropoda, Insecta, Lepidoptera, Nymphalidae. The record is from RefSeq and is a predicted model, not a curated record. Bases 210 to 968 code for a protein of 252 amino acids.
UUGAAUUGAAAAUAAUUUUACGUUGUACCUACAUCAAUUUUUAAGUAUUUUUGACUUGACUGAGUGAUAUAAUCACACUAUAUUUAAUAUUAGAGGUAGCUUGCCUGAAGUAGAAAACUUACCAUGAAAUAAAUCAAGCAGAAACAUUAAUAAUCUGCUUUACUGGUGCUUUACUGUCUUUUGCACUUUACAAGGAUACGUUUUUGUACAUGCUUAAAAAAAGCUUUAAUAUAAAGUUAUUUAUAAAAAUACAAAAGAUAAUCAAUAGACCUAUGUCGAAAACUAAUGAUAUCGCCUGUAACGUCAACGUUAAUCAUGGAAGUGGGGGAUACAACGGAGAAAAGCUAAUUAGUCCCGCUGCUUCAAGGAAUAAAGAUCCAAUUCUUCAAGUUCUAAAAAGAUUCAUUAUAUGUGAUAUAGACCAAAUCGAAGAUGAGAGUCCUUUAUUUGUGGAAAUAGCUUCUGGAACUGGUCAGCAUGUAUCACAUUUUGCACCUCAUUUUCCAGGAGUAAAAUUUCAACCAUCAGAUGUAGAUAAGAAUGUUUUUGGUAGUUUAUCAUUCUAUGCUACAAACUGCCCGACGAAAAAUAUUCUUCAACCAAUAAUGAUUGAUAUUCAAAACAAAUUAUCACACUAUGGCUUUGAAGAAAACUCAAUUGACUACAUGUAUAAUGCUAAUAUGAUUCAUAUAAGUCCUUAUGAAUGUACUAUUGGGUUAUUUGAAAAUGCUGGGCAUUACUUAAAGCCAGAAGCUCUUAUGAUCACUUAUGGACCCUACAGUAAGGAUGGUGUUAUAACACCUCAAAGUAAUAUUUCUUUCGAUGCAUCUCUACGGGAAAGAAAUCCUUUAUGGGGUAUAAGAGACAUAAAUGAUCUAAUAAAACUAGGUGAUGAAAAUAAUUUAUCCUUAAUAGAUACCAUUGAAAUGCCUGCAAACAACAUGACUUUAAUAUGGAAGAAAGAUUAAGCAAUAAUAUUAUAUACUAAUUUAUUAUACAUAUUUGCUUACAACCACCAAAAUAUAUUGUGUUCUUUAAUAUCUUAAAACAUUUUGACUGGAAUAACAUAAUGCUGAGGAUAUUUUCUAAUACGCUUCGUACAAUUAAAUAUGAGUUACAAUUAUUAGAUU